Messenger RNA from Capronia coronata CBS 617.96, 1809 nucleotides. RefSeq lists its product as uncharacterized. Gene Ontology annotation, biological process: fatty acid metabolic process. Gene Ontology annotation, molecular function: medium-chain fatty acid-CoA ligase activity. Bases 1 to 1809 code for a protein of 602 amino acids. NCBI's taxonomy places the organism in Eukaryota, Fungi, Ascomycota, Eurotiomycetes, Chaetothyriales, Herpotrichiellaceae. The record is from RefSeq and is a predicted model, not a curated record. The transcript has 2 exons.
AUGGCAAUCGGUCUUCAGCGCUCGGCUUUCUUUGAAGCCCUCGAAGCCCACGAUCCGCAAUCUACGGCAAUCGUCCACCACGACUCCAAAGUAACAUACCCAUAUGCUUCGCUACUACGUGAUGUUGCUCGUACCAAAGAGCAACUAUUACGACUGACAGGGAGAGAUGAAAGCACUAUUGCGGGUGAGCGGAUUGCAUUCCUCGUUGAAAAUGGAUAUGACUAUGUCGUCACCCUGCUCACUAUCUUGGCCUCGAAUGCAAUCGCUCUACCGUUGGCACCUUCAUUUCCCGUCUCAGAACUGAGGCACAUCAUUAAUGAUAGUGGAGCUUUUCUCCUCCUGAGUUCGACCAAGUACGCUCGGCAAGCAGAUGAGGUGUUGCAAGACGGACUGGAGAAGACCCCGUCGUUUCAUCCGAUGGAUGACCUGAAGCAAUGCUCAAUCGAUGACCAGGAGAUCAAGCUGAUCGGCGCCUCCGACGCUGCCGGUGGUGGUAUGAUGUUGUAUACAUCUGGAACGACGGCUAGACCGAAGGGUGUCCUACUGUCCACUGCCACUCUGGCUGCUCAAGCCCAGAGCUUGCUGACCGCUUGGAAUUACACCCCUCAGGACCAUCUCUUGCAUGUCUUACCGCUUCACCACAUUCACGGGACCGUGAACGCCAUUCUGACGCCAUUGCUCGCCGGGAGCAGCAUCGAAUUCUUAUAUCCUUUCGAUGCUCAUGUCGUCUGGGAACGCUUUGCUGCGCCUUUCUUGCCGACACACGAACACGAAAUCACCAACGGUAGCUCGACCGGUACCCAUCACAACGCAAGAACACCAAUCUCGUUCUUCACGGCCGUCCCCACCAUCUGGGCUCGUCUCCUGCAGACAUAUCGAACCCUGAAUCUGGAACUCCAAACCGCGGCCAAAGAAGCAAUUUCUCGACGACAUCUACGGCUGAAUAUCUCUGGAUCCGCGGCCUUGCCCACGCCCACACUGGACGGCUGGACAGAACUUUCGGGAGGCAAUGUCCUGCUCGAACGUUACGGUAUGACCGAAGUUGGCAUGGCACUUUCUUGUGGUCUCCAUGAUUCCGAUCGCGUCCCCGGGUCCGUCGGCUGGCCUCUCCCAUCCGUGGAAGUACGCCUUUGGGAGGUUGAUGAGCACACCGGCACCGGUGGCGUCAUUCUUCAAGGUGAGGAAAUUGAUCCCGUCUCGGGGAAAGAGCGUCAGGGUGAGAUCCAGCUGCGCGGCCCGACCAUCUUUCGAGAAUAUUGGCGCAACAAAGCUGCCACGGAGAAAGAGUUCACCGUCGACGGUUGGUUCAAGACAGGCGAUAUCGCCGUACGCCGCAUGACGCCCGGGUCUGGACAAGGGAAGUCGGGGUCAUGGGCGCGUGGGCCGGCUUACUUCAUCCAAGGUCGGCAAAGCGCGGACAUCAUCAAGACGGGCGGAGAGAAGGUCUCUGCUCUGGAGAUCGAACGCGAGAUGCUGAGUCUCCCACAAAUCCAUGAAUGUGCUGUCGUUGGCCUGCCCUCGGAAAGUUGGGGACAAAAGGUAGUGGCUGUUGUCGUGCUUUCUGAGGACUGGAAGGACAGUGAUAAACCGUGGGGUGUGGCGGACAUGAGACAUGAGCUGAAAGACCGUUUGGUGCGGUACAAGAUCCCGCAGGACCUGGAAAUUGUGAGUAAGAUCCAGCGCAAUGCCAUGGGCAAGGUGAAUAAGAAACAGCUGGUGGCUGCGGUUUUCGGGGAUGUUGAGAAGAUUAGGAGAAGGAGCAUGGAUAAGAGGGAAGAGAGGGAGAGACUGAAGAAAUUGUUGAAGUAA